AUGGACCAUGGAGACAGAGGGAUGGGGGUCUCUCAUCUUCACUAUGAGGAGGAGGAGGAUCAUCAGUCCAUCUACAUCGGCGUGCCAGUACCUCGAGGAUAUAGACGCAAACGCAGAAGACGGCGUUCCAGUCGUGAGGCUGCUGAGAUGGACAGGGACAGGCACUACAGCCAUCACAGACACCAUGAGCACGACCACUACAGAGACAUAGAGGAGGGCCUUCUGGAUUCAAAUGAGCAGAGUCUACAAGAUAUUCACCACACAAUGUCUCCAGCAGCAGAGCGGCUUCGUUACAUUCUGAGUGAAGAUGACGACAUGCAGACACCAACCCUCUUUACAGAAAUGGACACUUUACAGCGUGAAGGAGAUGAGCUAGAGUGGAAAGAGUCUGCCAGAUGGGUGAAGUUUGAAGAGAAGGUGGAAGAGGGAGGAGAAAGGUGGAGUAAACCACACGUGUCCACUCUGUCCCUGCAUAGUCUUUUUGAGCUAAGGACUUGUCUCCAGACAGGAACAGUGCUGCUGGACCUGGAAGGCUACUCAUUGCCUCAAAUAGUUGAUGACAUCAUUGAGCGGCAGAUCGAGGAAGGGAUGAUCUCUCCUGAGCUUAGAGAGAAGAUUAGUUUUGUGCUGCUGAGGAAACAUCGUCACCAGACAAAGAAGCCAAUUCAUCGUUCACUUGCUGACAUGGGAAAAUCCAGCUCAUCUACCAGUAAGUAUCGGAAUGUAGGAGCCAGAGGAGGACAGGGUCCAGGGCCAGGGCCAGGACCAGGACCAGGACCAGGGCCAGGUCCAGGGCCAGUAACCAACUUCAACCGAUCAACCGAGGAUCUCAGACUAAAACAGCAGCCUGCAAACUACGGUCGCCUGCGUCAUGCUCAGAGUAGAAGUAUGAAUGAUAUUGCGGAUACUCCAAGCACGGACCAGCUAAAAAAUAAAUUCAUGAAGAAAAUCCCCAGAGAUGCAGAGGCUUCUAACGUUUUGGUUGGAGAAGUUGAUUUCCUCAGUAAACCUUUUGUAGCAUUCGUCCGCCUGGCUCAAGCAACAACUCUUGGAGGUCUGACUGAAGUCCCUGUCCCUACCAGGUUCCUAUUUAUUCUCUUGGGACCUCAAGGAAAGGCUAAAUCUUAUAAUGAGAUCGGCCGAGCCAUAGCAACUUUAAUGGUGGAUGAUCUCUUCAGUGAUGUAGCGUACAAGGCCAGAGAUCGAGAGGAUCUCAUUGCAGGGAUAGAUGAAUUUUUGGAUGAGGUGAUUGUGCUUCCACCUGGAGAAUGGGACCCCAAAAUCCGAAUUGAACCACCAAAGAAAGUCCCCUCAGCUGACAAAAGAAAGUCAGUGUUCUCCUUAAAUGAACUGGGGCAGAUGAAUGGCACAGCUGGAGGAGGUGGAGGCCUUGCUGAGGAUGAAGAGAUGCCAGCGCAGCAUGAGCUUGGAGAGGAGCUGGCAUUCACUGGACGCUUCUGCGGGGGUCUGUUCCUGGACAUCAAGCGGAAAUUGCCAUGGCUACCGAGUGAUUUCUAUGAGGGUUUCCACAUUCAGUCCAUCUCUGCAGUGCUCUUCAUUUACUUGGGCUGCAUCACAAAUGCCAUCACGUUUGGGGGCCUGCUGGGAGACGCUACUGACAACUACCAGGGUGUGAUGGAGAGUUUCCUCGGUACUUCUCUGGCUGGCUCUGUCUUCUGUCUCUUUGGUGGUCAGCCCCUCAUCAUCCUCAGCUCCACUGGUCCAAUACUUAUCUUUGAAAAGCUCCUGUUUGAAUUCAGCAAGAAUAAUGGGAUAGAUUACAUGGAGCUUCGACUCUGGAUCGGCAUCCACUCCUGCCUACAGUGUUUCAUCCUUGUAGCUACAGAUGCCAGUUACAUCAUCAAGUACAUGACACGGUUCACAGAGGAGGGUUUCUCCAGCCUGAUCUCCUUCAUCUUCAUCUCUGAUGCCAUCAAGAAGAUGGUGGGCUCCUUCAAAUAUUAUCCCAUCAACACUGACUUCAAGCCUGACUACAUCACUGCCUACAAGUGUGAAUGCCUUGCGCCAGACCCAAUGGCUGCAAUGAUCUUCAAUGGUUUAGUUCCAAUGCCAGAUAACAGCUCUAGUGUUUCUGGGUUGAAUGUGACAGCUCUGGACUGGAGCCAGUUAAGCAAGAAGGAGUGUCUGAAGUAUGGAGGCUCUCUUGUGGGAAAAUCCUGCAAGUAUGUUCCAGAUCUGGCCUUAAUGUCAUUCAUUCUCUUCUUCGGCACCUACUCCAUGACCGUCUCCCUCAAGAAGUUCAAGUUCAGCCGCUACUUCCCCACCAAGCUGAGGAAACUCAUCAGUGACUUUUCAAUCUUCAUGUCAAUCAUGACAUUUGUGGGACUUGAUAUGCUGAUCGGACUGAAGACUCCAAAAUUAAUCGUCCCCACAGAAUUUAAGCCAACUCGACCAGAUCGAGGCUGGCUGGUGAUGCCGUUUGGCAAGAACCCGUGGUGGAUUUAUCUAGCAAGCUUUGUUCCUGCCCUCCUUGUUACCAUUCUCAUCUUCAUGGACCAGCAGAUCAGUGCAGUCAUUGUGAACCGCAAGGAGAACAAACUUAAGAAAGGUUGCGGCUACCACCUUGAUCUGUUCUGGGUUGGGGUAUUGAUGGCUGCCUGCUCUUUUCUGGGCUUGCCCUGGUACGUCGCUGCCACUGUCAUCUCUAUAGCCCACAUCGACUCUCUGAAGAUGGAGAGUGAGUCCAGUGCACCAGGAGAACAGCCUCAGUUCCUCGGGGUCAGAGAACAGAGAGUAACGGGCCUUUUGGUGUUCGCUUUGACUGGUGUCUCCAUCUUCCUAGCUCCAAUACUCAAGUACAUCCCCAUGCCUGUUCUAUAUGGUGUCUUCCUCUACAUGGGUGUAGCCUCCCUCAAUGGAAUCCAGUUCUGGGACAGGAUUAAAUUAUACUUGAUGCCAUCCAAGCACCAGCCUGACUUCUCUUACCUCCGUCAUGUUCCUCUGAGGAGGGUACACCUAUUCACUCUGAUCCAGAUCAUAUGUCUAGCUGUCCUCUGGGUCCUCAAAUCCACCUUCUUGGCCAUCAUAUUCCCUGUUAUGAUUCUGGGGCUUAUGGUUGUCCGAAAGAUGCUAGAUAUGGUCUUCUCCCAGCAUGAUUUGGCCUGGCUAGAUGACCUUCUGCCAGAAAAGGAAAAAAAGAAGAAGGAUGACGAUAAAAAGAAGGGGAGAGAGAAGGAGAAGAAGAAGGCAAAACCAAAUGAUAGCGAGGAUGAGAACUUGCCCUUCCUCAGCAUCACCCUCCACCUGAAGAUAUCCUGUCCAUCAUCUCCUGCUGUGCCGAUGGGCAGAGGGAUGGCCUGUCCUGUGCCCCAGGUCAAGAUUGAGAUGGAGUCAGACUAUGACUCAGACAUCGACCACCACCGCCCUAGAGACAUGAGCAGUGAGACAACUUUAUAG
Messenger RNA from Cheilinus undulatus (humphead wrasse), 3417 nucleotides. It is a transcript of the gene slc4a5a, whose product is annotated as solute carrier family 4 member 5a. Gene Ontology annotation, cellular component: plasma membrane. NCBI's taxonomy places the organism in Eukaryota, Metazoa, Chordata, Actinopteri, Labriformes, Labridae. The coding region runs from base 1 to 3417 and encodes 1138 amino acids. The record is from RefSeq and is a predicted model, not a curated record. Gene Ontology annotation, molecular function: monoatomic anion transmembrane transporter activity; solute:inorganic anion antiporter activity; sodium:bicarbonate symporter activity. The transcript is spliced from 24 exons. Gene Ontology annotation, biological process: regulation of intracellular pH; transmembrane transport; monoatomic anion transport.